AUGGGUUCUGCGGCUAAACACAAUUAUCUGCCAGCGGCCAAUCCGCAGCCGGCGUUCUGGGGACGAGAUGUGGAUGAAUUCCACAACCACCGUACUACGCCCGAAUUGCCACAGGAGACCGAUGUCUUGAUUAUUGGAGCGGGAUAUGCUGGAACCGCCACGGCGUGGCAUCUUGUCAAAGACAGAAAUCCUUCGAAAGCGAAGCAGACUGUCACCGUGCUAGAGGCGAGAGGAAUAUGCUCUGGCGCGACUGGACGAAAUGGCGGACAUCUACGACCUGAUCUCUACGGUCAUAUUCCAACCUAUAUCAAGCGAGCAGGACUCGAAGCCGCGGUCGAGCUUGCUGAGUUCGAGAUUGCACACGUUCCGGCGUUGAAGCAGUUCAUUGAGCAAGAAAAGAUCGAUUGCGAUUUUGUCUUGUCGCGGUGCAUUGAUGUCUGGUCGAACGAAGAGGCUGCGAAGAAUGCCCUGCAGACGUACGAGACGUUGAAAGGUCACAGCUUGGCCUAUAUGAACGAUGUCUUCUUCAAGUACGGCGCCGAUGCACCCGGAAUUUCCGGCGCAAAGGAUGCCAAGGCUACCGCGUCCUAUACUGCUGGCAUGAUGUGGCCUUACAAGUUCAUUCGACAUGUGCUCAAGUCGCUUGUUGCUUCAGGAGAUAUCAACUUGCAGACCCACUGUCCGGUGACGGAUAUCAAACCGGAAGGAGAUUCGUUCGUCGUGAAGACAGCAAGGGGCAGCAUCAAAGCUGGCAAGGUCAUCCACGCCAAUAACGCCUACGUCGGCGGUCUACUUCCCGAAUAUGCCAGCAGCAUUGUCCCCUGCAAAGGCAUCUGUUGUCGUAUAACAGUACCAGAAGGGAAAGUCGCACCAGCGAUGACAACCUCUUACAUCGAAAGGGAUGCGGACAAGACACUCUCCUACCUCAUCCCUCGCCCUGAUGGCAGCAUCGUCGUCGGUGGAGCCUCAUUCUUGUUCAAGCCGAAUAUUCACGAAUGGUACGACAACAUCGACGACGGGGUUCUGAUCGAAUCAGCCAAACAUUACUACGACGGCUACAUGCAGAGGACAUUCGCCGGCUGGGAGGACUCUGACGCCAAAGUCGACCAGAUCUGGACGGGUGUCAUGGGCUACUCGUACGACAGCAACUCGCACAUUGGAGCCGUACCAGAUCGACCGGGUCAUUAUGUCAUUGCUGGUUUCAAUGGCCAUGGUAUGCCUGUGAUUUGGUUGAGUGGCAAGGGGCUGGCGAAAAUGAUCAAUGAUGACGUGCCGUUUGAGAAGACGGGUGUGCCCCGACUGUUGAAGACGACGAAGGACCGGCUUGAACGUGCACAGAGUGGGAAGGAGGAGCAUGGAGAUAUUUUGGGUGAUGGCUCUGUGUUUCCUUUGGGUAGAUGA
Zasmidium cellare ATCC 36951 is the source of this 1401-nucleotide messenger RNA. RefSeq lists its product as uncharacterized. The record is from RefSeq and is a predicted model, not a curated record. The transcript has a single exon. Gene Ontology annotation, cellular component: cytoplasm. Gene Ontology annotation, molecular function: oxidoreductase activity. Bases 1 to 1401 code for a protein of 466 amino acids. NCBI's taxonomy places the organism in Eukaryota, Fungi, Ascomycota, Dothideomycetes, Mycosphaerellales, Mycosphaerellaceae.